Messenger RNA from Vespula pensylvanica (western yellowjacket), 2215 nucleotides. Its product is annotated as venom serine protease-like. Bases 120 to 1286 code for a protein of 388 amino acids. NCBI's taxonomy places the organism in Eukaryota, Metazoa, Arthropoda, Insecta, Hymenoptera, Vespidae. The record is from RefSeq and is a predicted model, not a curated record. The transcript is spliced from 8 exons. Gene Ontology annotation, molecular function: serine-type endopeptidase activity. Gene Ontology annotation, biological process: proteolysis.
UAGAAUAUAAAAAACAACGGAACAGGAAGGAACAUUACAGAUAUCGUUUCGGUCUCUUCAUUCAUAGAACCAGGGGUGUUUUGUUACUUUCUUUUUUUUUUCUUCGGACCACCAUCGCCAUGAAGCUAGGCACUUUUGUUCCAUUGCUUUGCAUGUUACUUGGUAUCGUGGAAUCUGAGGACGCUGUCGAUUCCGAUUGUGAUUUCUUCCAAGAAUUAGAACCAGGGCGUAAUUAUUAUGUAUAUAAUCCUAAUUAUCCAGAUUAUUACUUAGGUCAACAUAAUUGCCGAUGGAGAGCUAAGAGUAAUACACGAGUUAAAUUGAAUUGCUCAUUUUUCGAUAUUCCUCCGAGUGUGAAUUGUUCAAUGGAUUAUAUAAAAGUCAAAGUCGGCGAUGGUAUCGAGUACGUUUUUUGUGGAUUGGAUUCUUUCGUAGUGGAAUCGAUAUCAUCGGAAAUGACUAUAUUAUUUCAUUCGAGAUACAAUACUUACGGAGGCAAAUUUCGAUGUGAUCUCAGAAUGGUCGAAGAUAGUUGUAGAUGCGGUUGGAAGAAUCCGUCGAGAAUCGUAGGCGGUAUUGAAACAGGAGUAAACGAAUAUCCUAUGAUGGCUGGCAUCGUAAGUUUUCACACGCGUAUUCUAUUUUGUGGUGCAACUAUAAUAUCUCCGCGACAUGUACUAACGGCGGGUCAUUGCGUUCGGAGAGAAAAUCCUGAUGAUAUAGGAAUCAUUGUUGGAGAACAUAACGUAACGACAGGUAGCGAAACAAAUGUAACUAAAGUUCAUUUCGUCCAAGAAAUAAUCAUACAUCCGAGAUAUCAGUCAAAAAAUAACGAUAUAGCGAUUAUUAAAUCGCAAACGAAGUUUGAAUACUCCAUGAGAGUCGGUCCUGCGUGUCUUCCGUUUUAUUACAUGCAACGAAAUUUUACCAAUCAGCUUGUUACAGCCUUAGGUUGGGGUACAACGAGUUUUGGUGGUCCCAAGUCUGAAGUGUUGAUGAAAGUUAAUUUGCAUGUUAUAACACAGAAGAAAUGUAGUCAGAAGUAUCCUAAUAUCACAUCUAAUCAGAUUUGUACAUACGAUAAGGGAAAGGAUGCUUGUCAGUUCGACAGUGGUGGCCCAAUAUUAUGGCAAAAUCCAAGAAGCAAUCUCAUUUUCGAUCUUGGAAUAAUCAGUUAUGGUUCAACCUGUGCCGAUGAAAAACCUGGUGUUAAUACGAGAAUCACCAAUUAUUUGGAUUUUAUUAUAAAAUCGACUCCCGGUGAAACAUACUGUCAGGUGUAUUAAAGGAGGACUCGGAUCGUAUAUGUGUGUGUGUGUGUAUAUAUAUAUAUAUAUAUAUAUAUAUAUAUAUAUAUAUAUUACAUAAGACAGUUAAAAUGGAAAAUAUGUAUUUUUGAUGUAGGCAUCAAAUAAAUUUUCUUAACACGAAAUUUGAAGUGGGUGUUUAGCGAUGUCGUUCGUGACGAUCGAGGUCACGACCCUGAUCUGCUUUGCGCUCGAUAUUCUCGAUCAUGCGUUUAAGGCUCCGAGGAGCAAUAGGGUCCGAUAGAAACUGCGUGGCGCGAUUUAACUCUUACUCUAACAUAAGUGUAAAUUGAACGCGUUAACGACCGGAUAUUUGAAGAUAUUAACUUACAUGUAAGCGUUUCAUACACGAAACCAACAAAAUUUCAUUUUUGAAGAAAUUCAAAAAAAUGAUCGUCGAAUCGAGAAAUAUCUAGAUCUUACGUUCGAACUACGUUUUCGUUUUAUGAUCUUGACUCUGAUUCUACGAUCUUAAUUUUUUUCUUUUAAUACCUAAAUUAGAAAAAGAAAAGAAGAAAAAAUAAUGAUAAUAAUUAACUGAAAUUUGAAGUUAUUUGGAGCAAUCAGCUGAUUCCUAAUUCUUUUGACUUGAUAAAAACUACGUCCUUAAUAGAGAUUAUCUUGAAUCAAGAGAAGGCAACAACAUUGAUUGUUCAGUAAACAAUGCCUCGUUAUUGCUAAGUUCGCGAAUGAGGAUGUGACGUAGAUCGGAGUAGGGAAGGGCUUCCGCAGUCUGUACCUACUACGUAUACGAUUACGUCAACGAACCUAGAAGCCACUUGUAUUAUUAAAUGAUCUAUGUCGUUAAGUAAUUUCCACUUGAUACAAGAUUCUUGUUACUUCUUUCUAAUAAAUAUAUACGUCGAUAUUCAAUUCAUUAAUAAAAACCUUAAUGACGACGAAAUGAU